Molecule: messenger RNA, 1020 nt
Organism: Clavispora lusitaniae ATCC 42720
Lineage: Eukaryota; Fungi; Ascomycota; Pichiomycetes; Serinales; Metschnikowiaceae
Gene: MIT1
Product: mannosylinositol phosphorylceramide synthase catalytic subunit
Biological process (GO): mannosyl-inositol phosphorylceramide biosynthetic process
Molecular function (GO): mannosyltransferase activity
Source: RefSeq, a predicted model, not a curated record
AUGAGAAAGGAGUUGAAAUGUAUAUUGUGGGCACACUUUGCCCUAGUGAUGUUUUUGGUCUAUUUGUCUUUCGAUCUCCUUUGUUUGAUUGUGGAUAACCCAAAUGCAGAUGCUUUGCUUGACGUUGAAUUAAACCCUGUUGACGGCAAACUAAAUCGUCCUUUGGUGAUUCCCAAAAUCAUCCACCAGACUUACAAGACUGAAGACAUCCCUGAACACUGGCAAGCAGGCCAGCAAGCUUGCAUCGACUUGCACCCGGACUACCAGUACAUUCUCUGGACCGACGAAAUGGCCAGAGACCUCAUUGCAGAGCAUUACCCUUGGUUUCUUGAUACUUGGGACUCGUACCCAUACCCGAUUCAAAGGGCUGAUGCCAUCAGAUAUUUUGCACUUGUCCACUACGGUGGUGUUUACAUUGAUUUGGAUGACGGCUGCAAGCGGAGAUUAGACCCUCUUCUUACCGUUCCUGCUUUUGUUCGUAUCACUGAUCCAACUGGUAUUUCAAACGAUGUGUUGGGUUCAGUGCCAAAGCAUCCAUUUUUCCUCAAGGCAGUGGACAACCUCAAGAAGUACAAGAGAAACUGGUUGGUUCCAUACAUCACCAUCAUGUUCUCUACCGGUCCCUUGUUCCUCUCCGUCAUGUUAAUCCAGUUCAAACGCAAGGGUAUCACCGAGGCUUGGAAGGUGAGAAUCCUUAUGCGCGAGGACUACAAGAAUAACGACUUGUCAUUCUUCACUAUUGCACCAGGAUCUUCGUGGCAUUUAGAUGAUGCCGCAUUGAUCAAGUCUUUGGCUAACCACAUUGGAAUGGCUGUUUUUGGUGGCUUUUUGCUUGCUGGAUUCGUUUUCUUGUUGGAGUGGUGGUUCUACCAAUGGUGCAUUCGCACAAACUUCAGCAAGAAAUUCAAACUGUUGGCAUCUAGGAUUCCUUGGAAGAGAAGAAACGAAAAGCGGAGAUUAAGAAAGGACUCCAACUUACCAGUCAAUAUCGACUUUGAAAAGGAGGAGAACUUGGUUUAG